Messenger RNA from Spinacia oleracea (spinach), 991 nucleotides. RefSeq names its product VQ motif-containing protein 4. The transcript has a single exon. The record is from RefSeq and is a predicted model, not a curated record. NCBI's taxonomy places the organism in Eukaryota, Viridiplantae, Streptophyta, Magnoliopsida, Caryophyllales, Amaranthaceae. Bases 72 to 758 code for a protein of 228 amino acids.
UCUAUAUCUCCUCCUUCCUCCUCACUUCCCACUCUCUCUCUCUUUCCCCCUUCUUUCUCUCUCCUCCUACCAUGGAAACUCAAACUCAAACACUCCUCCCUUCCCCCACCUCCACCUCAUGCAGCAGCAGCACCACCAAAACCACCCCAAAUGGCGCCCUCCACCCACCCCCAACCACCCCUAAACAACAACACUUCCCUCAAACCCGAUCCGAAACCAACCCUUACCCAACCACCUUCGUCCAAGCUGACACUUCCUCCUUCAAACAAGUCGUACAAAUGCUCACCGGCGCCUCCGAAACCACCCCAAAAUCGACCACCCCUAAAUCCACCACCACCACCAACAAUUUUAAAACCAGCAACCAAAUCCCACCAAUCAAAACCCCUAACAAAUCCAAACUAUACGAGCGUCGUAGCACCACGCUCAAGAGUCUUCGCCUUUGCAGUCCGUCCCAUUUUUCUCACCGCAAUGCGGCCGAUAUUCUCUCUCCUUCACUCCUCGAUUUCCCGUCGCUAGCACUCUCUCCGGUCACCCCUCUCAUCCAUGAUCCUUUCAAUAGAUCUCCAAUCUCUUCAAAUUCUUCACCAUCACCGAAAGUCGUCGUUGAUAAUUUCGCCGAGGAAAAAGCCAUUGCGGAAAAGGGCUACUUCCUUCAUCCUUCACCCGUUUCAACACCUCGCGAUUCGGAGCCCCGAUUGUUGCCUCUUUUCCCCGUUUCUUCUCCCCGGGUAUCUUCAGGUUCUCAUCCUAGUUCUUGAUUUUUGUAAUUUUUAUGGGUUUCGAGCUUUUUUUUUAAUUGGGAAAAUGGUGGGUGUUACUGUUAUGUAGUAUAUAUAAUAAUAUAAAAUAGUAUCAAUUUGGAGUUAUAAUACUCCUUUUUUUUUAAUUACUAAUAUUUCUAUCUCUAUCAUGUAAUGAAUGAGCCUAAUCUAGCAAUUGUAAGAAAGUGAGAGAGAAAAAAAUGAAGAAAAGGUUGUUCACAAAUUUUAUA